AUGGAAGUCAUGGAAUUUCCAACGAAGGCUUCCAGUUGUCCCUGCAGGUUUGCGGCGGUGGAGCACCUGAGUGUGACGGAGCUUCAACAGCUGCAGGCCAAUGUCUCAGCAAUGGAUGACCUGAUUCUUGAGGUGAAGGACCUCUUGCAGCAGCUGAAAGCGGUGCGGCAGGAGGGGCGAAGCGUUGCUGAUGCCAUCAUGGAUCGCGAGCCCAAACUGCAGGAGGCUGCCGUUGACUACGAAGGAAAACGAGAGGCGUUGGCCCAGCUGAGGUCUUCCGUGGAGGCCAAGAUCCAGCAGCGGCAGGAGAUCUUGCAGAAACGGAGCCCCCAGCGCCUGGGGGUCCAGCUGAACGCCGGGAGAGCCCAGACUGGGCCGUUGGCAAGAGCUCAAGACGCUGAGCAGCUGGCAGAAGAGACCCUGAACCAGGCGUUGGAUGCUGGUGCCAUGGAUGCCAGCGGCCUGAGCCAAUUCAGGCAGCAGUUCAUGCAGCAGAAGAUGAAGAAACACCUGAACCUCGCGCUGAAGUCUGCCGUAGAGUCAGGAAUCUCAGGCGACAGAGCAAGGCCGGUAGAUGCCUUAGCCAAAGAGCUGGGGGGUGAUGGAGAAUUCCAAUGGCGAGGGAACUUUGAACUCAUUCGCCAGAUGUGGCUUUGGUUCACAGUGCCCCGUCCGCGUUACGCGGCCAUGGGCCAUCCAGGCGCUCCGUCCGGUGUGGGCGGUGGCAACCCGGGCGACGCCGGGGCGGGUGCCAGCGGUGCCAGCGACCAGCGCGCGGCGCGGGAGCGCUACCGCAAUGCGCUCUUUGAUCGGGAGGCCAAAGCAGCCACCGCUUUGCUUGAGCAGGUGCGGCACUACGUGGGCCGUUCGGGGAAGUGCCACGUGAGCGACUUCGAGGACCUGUGCACCAUCCACCAUGCCAUCAGCAACCUGUACCAGCGCGUGCGGAGAUUCUCCAACGUGGAAGCCAUGCCGCGGGUCUAUCGCAACGCCGUGAAGGGCCCAGCCGUCGGACCGAACGAAAGGCCAACAGCGCCCACUCAGAACGAAGCCGAGCUGCUGAUCCUCAACAGCGACGGCCUGGAGGCGAAGGCCGAGGACGACGGAAGCGCCGCCGUUCUUGGCGCUUCGACGGCGUCUGUGCCGCUGGUGGCCUUGGAAGUCCUCCCCGCCGCCAUUGUUCGAUCUGGUGCGCAAGGUGCCAGAAAUCACGGUGCAGGACCGACUUUGUUGGCACGAUUUUGA
Molecule: messenger RNA, 1245 nt
Organism: Cladocopium goreaui
Lineage: Eukaryota; Dinophyceae; Suessiales; Symbiodiniaceae
Source: the annotation of a GenBank genome assembly